Messenger RNA from Pipistrellus nathusii (Nathusius's pipistrelle), 315 nucleotides. Lineage: Eukaryota; Metazoa; Chordata; Mammalia; Chiroptera; Vespertilionidae. The record is from the annotation of a GenBank genome assembly.
AUGAGGAACCCCACUGCCCAGGCACGUGAUAGCCCAGGACACGGCUGGUGUCUGGAAGCUACCAUGGUCCUCGUAGCUCCUGUGAGACUCCAUUCCACUUUCCAGGGGCACCUGGGCAGCUGUCACAUUGGGAGGACAGAAAACAUUGGAACAACUUUCCACACUCUCUCCCUUCCCUCUCCCCUUAUUGCGUGCCCUGGCUUUGGUCUGGGCAAAAUGGGCCUAAGAAGAUAUUCCCUAAAGGACACUGGACAUUCUCCAGGACUCACAUGGCCAGUGACUGUCGGAUUCACCUCGCACCACUGUAUUUGUUGA